This is a messenger RNA of Diachasma alloeum, 1592 nucleotides long. It is a transcript of the gene Sgf29, whose product is annotated as SAGA-associated factor 29. Lineage: Eukaryota; Metazoa; Arthropoda; Insecta; Hymenoptera; Braconidae. Gene Ontology annotation, cellular component: SAGA complex. Bases 180 to 1055 code for a protein of 291 amino acids. The record is from RefSeq and is a predicted model, not a curated record. The transcript has a single exon.
UUCCCUAACCUCAACGAAAUCAAAACAAAAACAUAAACACCCUCCAGUGCCAGUGUUCGAUCAAAUUGUCGUGUCGUCCUCACCCAAAAAUUCAAAAAUCAACCUCCGAAAAUCAGCUUCUGACCGCUCAGGCGAAACCCUGCCCCAAAAAAAUCGAAAAAAGGUAACUGCUCGAAAAAAUGCCAUUCACGGCGGACGCAGCAGCGACGCAGAUCCAGGAGCGCCUGAAGAGCAUCUUCCAGCUGCUCCAGGACAUCGAGAAGGAGCGCUCGAGGUCAGAGACUAACCUGAACAACCUGACAAAGGCCCACGAGAAGGCGGCGCCGGACGACAAAGUGACGCCGUACUACCAGCAAAAAUUAAAGUCCCUGUACACUGCAUCGGUGCAGGACGCCCAGCAGGAGGAGGAGUUGUUGAGGAGCGCCCUGACGAAGAUAAACGAGAUAAGAUCGAUAAGAAACGAGCGGAGGAUUCAGGCGAGGAAUGCGGGGAACAAGGAGACCAUUCGCCGAGGUGCGCUGAUGAAGAUGCUGCAGAGCACGGCAGCCACACUUCCACUCUACAUUGGAAAGACGCCCAGUGCCAAGCCCCCACCCCUCUGCGGGGCCAUUCCAGCGGACUCCACGUACAUAGCGAAGAUGGGGGACAUGGUGGCGGCGUUGGUGAAGGGCUCCGAGGAGGAGGAGAACUGGAUUCUGGCGGAGGUGGUGCACUACAACCCGACGACUAACAAAUACGAGGUUGACGACAUCGAUGAGGAGCAGAAGGACAGGCACACCCUGUCGAAGAGGAGAGUCGUCCCUCUGCCCCUCAUGAGGGCCAAUCCCGAGACAGACGCACACGCUCUCUUCCCCAAGGGCUCCAUUGUCAUGGCGCUUUAUCCGCAGACUACUUGCUUUUACAAGGCUGUUGUCAACCAACUGCCCACGUCCGCCACGGAGGAGUAUGAGGUGCUCUUCGAGGAUGCCACUUAUGCCGAUGGGUAUUCACCACCUCUCAAUGUCGCCCAGAGAUACGUCAUUUCGAUUAAGGAGGGCAAGAAGAGCAAGAGUUAGGGGCUGGGGGGGUGUGUAAAUAAUUUGUGUAAAUGUGAUGGCGAUGAGGGGGACGAGGAUGGUGACUGUAUGGGACUUUUUUAUGAAUAAAUAUUUUAAUUAUUUGGGGAGAUCGUGUAGAAUAGUUUUGAUUCAUUACUUCAAUUUCAACGAAUUUGGAAUAAUAGAUUGAAUUGGGAUAUGAAGUUGUUGAGAACAGGUUUAUAAUUAGAAAGUCUUGAAAAUCAUGAGUGAAUGAAGAAUUUGGAGUUAAAUCGUUGGAAGAUUAUUAAUCCUGUAGUUUAAUCAAGUUUGAAUUUUGUGGGGCCAUUCCAGACUUUUUGAAGAAUGAAUAUUCGAAUCAUUUCAGAAGUCUUGAGGAACAGUUUCGAUUCAUUAUUUUGAUGUUAACGAAUUUGCGGAGGUGGGGGAUCGUAGAUUGAAUUUAGAUAUGAAAUUGGUGAAAACAGAAUGUGUAAAUAUUUAUUGUAAAAAUGAUGAUGAUGGCAAUGAUUGCAGGAACGAUUUUGUAGAAGAAAAUGGGAUAAUUCAAGGCAA